GGCGACCAUAGAUGAGGUAGAAACAGAUGUUGUGGAAAUAGAAGUCAAGCUUGACAAGCUGGUAAAGCUAUGCAGCAAUAUGGUAGAUGCCGGGAAAGCGUACAUCAUCACCAACAAACAGUUUGUCGGUGGGGUCCGAGAUCUCUCCCAGCAGUGCAAGAAGGAUGAAAUGAUCUCGGAAUGCUUGGACAAAUUUGGAGACAGCUUGCAGGAAAUGGUCAACUAUCAUAUGAUCCUUUUUGACCAAGCUCAGAGGUCUGUCCGGCAACAGUUGAACAACUUUGUGAAGGAGGAUGUCCGGAAAUUCAAGGAGACCAAAAAACAGUUUGAUAAAGUUCGAGAAGACAUGGAGAUUGCCUUGGUCAAGAACGCCCAAGCCCCGCGGCACAAGCCGCACGAAGUAGAAGAGGCCACGGGCACGUUGACAAUCACCAGGAAAUGUUUCCGGCAUCUAGCCCUGGAUUAUGUCUUGCAGAUCAACGUUCUCCAGGCCAAGAAGAAAUUUGAAAUUCUGGAUGCCAUGCUCUCCUUUAUGCACGCCCAAUACACAUUUUUCCAGCAAGGUUACAGUCUCCUCCAUGAAUUGGAUCCUUAUAUGAAGAAACUGGCUACUGAGCUGGACCAGUUGGUGAUCGACUCGGCUGUGGAGAAGAGGGAAAUGGAGCAUAAACACGCUCUUAUUCAGCAACGGACUCUUUUACAG
Messenger RNA from Python bivittatus (Burmese python), 703 nucleotides. The record is from RefSeq and is a predicted model, not a curated record. NCBI's taxonomy places the organism in Eukaryota, Metazoa, Chordata, Lepidosauria, Squamata, Pythonidae.